This is a messenger RNA of Manis javanica (Malayan pangolin), 6053 nucleotides long. It is a transcript of the gene TNFRSF10A, whose product is annotated as TNF receptor superfamily member 10a. Gene Ontology annotation, cellular component: cell surface; plasma membrane. Gene Ontology annotation, biological process: positive regulation of apoptotic process; TRAIL-activated apoptotic signaling pathway. Gene Ontology annotation, molecular function: TRAIL binding. The record is from RefSeq and is a predicted model, not a curated record. Lineage: Eukaryota; Metazoa; Chordata; Mammalia; Pholidota; Manidae.
GCGAGGCACGGUCUGGGCAUUCGCAUCCAAGCGCGGGAAGAACAGUGCGUGCCGGCGGAGGAGCAGCGUCCCGGGCCCGGCCAGUCGGAGGACGACCCCCCCCGCGCGGCAGGAAUUACUCCACCGUGGCCAUUCCCCAUGACUCGGCCGGGUUUCGCCCCGCGGCGGCCGGAACACCGAGCGCGCCCGAAGGGCCCCACGGCGCCGCGCGGACCGAGGGCACCGGCCUGCGCGGGAGCCUGGCCUCCACUCCGGGGCCCCAGGACGCUUACCGUCGUCGUCGUCGUCGGGCUCCUGCUGCCGGCCCUAGCUGACGCGGCCAUGACCACCAGGCAGGGCAGAGCUCACCAGCAAUUAGCCGGCCUGCAGGGAAGACAGUUCCCCCGGACGCUGUGUGAAGCAGGAUCUUAUGCAGAUGGAAAUGGAGAUUGUCGUGAAUGCACAAAUGGAGUGGAUUACACCAGUCAUUUGAACAACCUCCUUUCCUGUAUCCCCUGCACCCCCUGUAAAUCAGAUGAACGAGAGAUAAGUCCAUGCAACAGGACGGUAGACAGGAAAUGUUGGUGCAAACCUGGCACUUUCCGCAGAAACGAUUCCCCGGAGGUGUGUGAGGUGUGCAGCGUAAGGUGCCCUGACGGGAUGGUUGUGGCCAAGCCCUGUACCCCCUGGAGCGACCUCAAGUGUGUCAACCAAAAUUCAGGUGCUGGUGGCCUUGUCUGGCCUGUGGCCGUUGGCUGCUGUCUGCUGCUGGUGGUGCCACUGAUGGCAUUUCUUUGCUGGACGCACAUCUGUCCAGAUUGUGGAGUGGACCCCAAGUGCACGGACAGAGACUUUUUCAGGUGCUUGAGUUCCCUGACAGGGCCUGGGAUUGUGGACAACGCCCACAACCAUAUCCUGAGCGACAGAGAAUCACAGUCCUCCAUGAUCACUGAGCAGGAGCAGACCGGGGUCAUUGUGGAGCCCCUGGUGAAGGCAGAGCAUCUCCUGGGACCCCCAGGAACUGAAGAGUUUCAGGUGAGAAGCCGGCAGCUGGUUCCAGCCAGCAAAGCAGACGCUACUGAAAACCUGCGCCUGUUCUUCGAUUACUUUGCGGAAGUUGUGCCGUUUAACUCCUGGAACCAGCUCAUGCGGCUAAUGGGCCUUACGGACAACGAGAUUCAUGUGGCCCGAGCUAGAGCUGCAGACCCAAAGGAUUCCCUGUAUGAAAUGCUGGUGGUCUGGCUCAAAAAAAUGGGGCAGGGUGCCUCAGUCAACAUGCUGCUGGCAGCCCUAGACACGCUGGGGGAAAGAAAUGCAAAGGAAAAUAUUCAGGAGCACUUGCUGGACUCUGGAAAGUACGUCUAUGAAGACGGGGCCAGCUCGGCAGUGCUCUGAGAGUUCUAGAAGCACCGUCUUUUUAGUUGUUGUUUUUGUGUUGUUAUCUCCAUCACAAUAUUUGUUAUUUGUGAUGUAUUUAUUAUUGUUUUUAGAUAUUUGUGAUUGCACCUGUUAUGUGAUACUGUAAAUUAAAAGCAUUAGAUUAGACAUAGAUGUGAUGGAACCUAGGCUCAGCAGCUCCCUCUCACCCAGGUACAGGUUCAGACCUGCUCAAUAACAUGGCCUCUGAUGAAGCUAAUUUAGAAGCCAAAACUGAAAAGAGGAAAUUAGAACUGGAAAGAAAUUGGAAGCAACUCCAGACUCUGCAGAGUGUCAGGCCAGCCUUUACGGAUGAGUAUGAGAAGAUUGAGGAGGAAUUGCAAUAACAAUACGACAUUUAUCUGGAGAAAUUCCGAAACCUGGCUUCUUUGGAACGACAACUGGAGGGUCAUCACAGGAGAGGUUUGAGGAAGCUGAAAGUACUCCAUGUCUGAUGCAGAACAAGCUAAAGGAAGAAGAAAACCGACUGCUCAAGAGCAGAAGCAAUCAUGACUCUGACAUUGACACCCAGGAGGAUGAUGAAUCUGACAGCGAACUGGAAGAAAGAUGGCUGUCCGAGCCGCGGAUGGCCAUGGAGGUCCUCCCAGCAAACGCAUUGUGGGCACAGUGCAGGGAGGAGACUCGGAUGACGAUGAGGACUCGGAGGACAGUGAGAUCGACAGGGAAGAUGGCGAAGAGGAGGAUGACAACUUGGAAGAUGAGAGCAUCGCUGCUGCCUCCCCACCUGCGGCCAGCUGCGGGGUCCGGAGACCUGAGCCCCUGGAUGAGAGUGACGACGACUUCUGACCUUCUUGCCAAGGGACCCAGACAGAUUAAACCCCCAGAUUUGUAGGUAAAUGGGAAGCUAGAAGGUUAGGAGGGAAACAUAUAAGCCAGCUGGACUCACUGCUGGAGAGGCGGUGCCUGCUUCUGCUUUAGCUUCCCGCGUUCUCCGCAGAGCUCAAACACGAACCCAAGCGAGCUCCAGAAACGAUUUUUUUUGCCUCAUUUGUCUUUGGAAACUUGGGAAAUGCACGUGUUCUUGAUGAUUCACAUUCACAAGACAAAAGCUCAGGAAGAAAUAAGGACAAACACUGUGAAGACUUGACUAUUGUAGGUGCCAGAUGCUUCUUCUAAGAGCCGGUGGGACUGAGCCAGGGCUGGUCCUGGGCACGGGCGCUGCUCUCGGGGGCCUUGAGGGGCAUCUGCCUGGGAUCGCGGGUCCCCUUUCAUUUCAGUCUUAUUUUCUCCUGCAUGCUCACAACACCUAGCUCUACAUGUAUUUUGUGGCCUAAAGCUUUCAAUUCAAGUAAGGGAAGUUAGGUGAAAGAAAAGCUUUCUUUCAAAGUCAACAGAGACAUGCUUUAGAUUAUAAAUACUCCGUUUUCUCUCAAAAGGCUGAUGUUCCUCCUCAGGGAAGCAACUGAAGGAAAAAGUGUCUGAACAGUUUCUUGUCUCUGACUUUAAAAGCAGACUGGAAUCGAGUUCGUUGGAGUGGCACUGGGGGACCUCCGUGUUGGGAAGCAGGAAGCGGCAGACAGGCAGUCUUAGUGUGGGAGGCACAGAGCAGUUUCAUUUAUUUUUCAAUUAUGAAGUCAGAAGACUUGGUGAAGUUACUUACUUCUUAAAAAGGCAUUUAAUACCAUAUUUUUAUAUCAUUAAAUAAGUUUUAUUUCAAAGUACAAAAAAAAAGCAUUAGAUUCACAGGCACUGAGAAGGGACUAGAGGUUACCAAGGGGGUCGGGGACUGUUGAACCACUGUGAUGUAUAUUUGAUAGUAAAAAUAAUGUCCGUUAUGCACAUUCUUUUAUAUUUUUGUAUGUACUUGUAAAGGCAUGAAGAAAACAUUGGAAAUGUACUUCCUAGGUUGUUUACAUGGUAAUCCUGGGGAAGAGCUGGCAAAACCAAGAAGAAAUACAAAAGCAGAAGAAGGAAAACACUUAGCUCUGUGGGGCGGCCUGGGCGGGCCCCGGGUCUCCCUCACACACAUUGUGACCCGCUUACUAUGACUGGCAGCUGCUACAGGGGCCACUCUUCUCAGCAUGCUGAUUCUGUGUUUGAGUAUUUACAUAAGUAUUGCACAUCCAUAUAAAUGGUACAUAUCUUAUUUGCAAGUGAACAGAGAGUGAGGAGACAUAAUAUCCCCAGGCAGCCCCAUGUGUCGGGUGUUGCUGAACUAGGUAGCCAUGCAUGGGCCCCUCACCCCUGGACAUGGGCGGGCAGGGUGGGAGGUGGGUUAGAUGGGAGGCAGCACAGGUUCUGUGCCAUAUGCCGUUUCUGGUCCUGUGAGCAAACCUUCAGCGCCAUGUGGGCUGAGGAGCAAUAGGAUAGGAAUGUGCUUCUGGCAUUCUGCCCUGGUCUCAGGGAGGGGAGGUGACAGUCAGCGCUUAUGGGCUGUGGCGUUUACGAGCCUAGCACAGGAUGGGCUCUCUCACUGGUCUGGAAUCUGAGUCCCAGAAUUGCCUUUUUGGAUUCAUACUGGCUAUUUAAGAAUUUUAGUCCCUCUGUAAGCAUCUACUUUUUGCAUAAAUGACCUAUACAAAAACACCAGUUCCUAAAUACUGUGAGAAUUGACCUAAAAUGGCCAGAUAUGUUGGGGCUUUUGUCCUUUUACUGCUUUGUUUUAUUAUUUUUCAAAAUUCAUUUUAUUUAUUGAAUUUUUUAUUGAAGUAUAGUUGAUGUAUAAUAUUAUAUUGGUUUCAAGUGUACCAACACUGAUUCAGCAGUUAUGUACACUAUUAAAUGCUCACCCCCGCUAGUGUAGUCACUACCUGUCAACACAGAACGAUGUUACAAAACUAGUAACUAUGUUCUCUGUGCUGUGCUUUCAUCUGUGACUAUUUUAUGACUGAAAUGUUGUGUCUCUUUAUCCUCUUCACCUAUUUCACCCACCCACUCAGCCCCUCCCCCAUGGUAACCAAAAGUCACUUCUCAGUGUCUAUGAGUCUGUUGCUGUUUUGUUCAUUUUGUUGUGUUUUGUUUUUUCCACGUGUGAGAUCAUAUGGUAUUUGUCUUUCUCUGCCUGGAUUAUUUCACUGAGCAUACUACCCUUGUAACCGAGUGAAAAAGCUGGCAUCUCUGCCUCCAUGUUGUCUCUCCCUCCUCUUGGGUCAAAAACCUGCUGCCUGUCAAUCAUAAGGAAUCUUGCUCAAAACUUAAGAUUGAUGCAACCUGCCCCUUACCAGAAACUCAUCUUCCCCAAGGAGAUACAUAAGUAUGUACAGAAAUGAUGACUGGGUUGUUAAGGACUUACAAGAACAUCAUGGCCAGACCCAUGUCAGCAAAAUGACGAGUCAGCUAACCAAGGACAGGGAGUUUCACAGCCCUCAGACCCUUGCUGACGUCCAGAUGUCUGAAGUUGAUCAUCACUUCCUGACCUCAACCCUAUGUGCUCCCCCUUCCCUAUGUACAGGAAGGUAGAAAUCAAUCCUGGGUUACAAUGGUGCUUUAGGACAUUAGCCCAUCAUCUCAGUCUGCUGGCUUUCCAACUUUCUUGUCAUUUUCCUUUUGGGGGGCUUGUUGUGCAGCAAGUGGCACAAGUUUGGACUGGGUAAAACCCUCUGGGCCCAUCCAUGUUGCAAAUGGCAAGACUUCUUUCUUAUUCAUGGCUGAAUAAUAUUCCAUGUAUAUCCACAUCUUCAUCCACUCAUCUAUUGAUGGACACUUUGGUUGCUUCCAUAUCUUGGCUAUUAUAAUAAUGUGGCAGUAAACAGUGGUGCAUAUAUCUUUUUGAAUCAGGGAUUUGUUUCCUUGGGGUAAAUUCCUAGAAGUGGAAUUACUGGGUUGUAUGGUAUUUCUGUUUAUGGUUUUUUGGGGAACCUCCACACUGCUUCCCACAGUGGCUGCACCAACUAACAUUCCCACCCACACUUUAGGAGGGGUCCCUUUUCUCCAGAUCCUCACCAACACUUGUUACUUGUCUUUCUGACAGGUGUGAGGUGCUAUCUCACUGUAUCUUUGAUUUGCAUUUCCCUGGUGAUUAGUGAUGUGGAGCAUCUUUUCAUGUGUCUCUUGGCCAUCUGGCUGUCUUCCUUGGAAAAAUGUCUGUUCAGAUCCCCUGAUUUUGUUUUUUUAAUCCUUGGUAACUACUCCAGCUCUUCCACCUUAAAGCCACUGCACAGUCUUCUUAUCACGACAGGUUGAGAUCAUGGGGUGCUCAUUGCCCAGGGCUCCUGUGGCUUGGGCCAAACUGGGAAUGCCUGAACUUUUAGUCCCUUUCAGGGUAUAUUGUUCACUGGAGUUUUUAGGAGGGGGGACCCUGGUAGCCCUGGUGCUUCCUGCCUCUGCUGCCCCCUCCUGGCUGGAGGCCCUGCCCUGCCUCUUCAUGUGCAGAUGGGAGUGCAUCGUGUUAGCCAGUUUUGUCACCUGGCCCUUUCUCAGAGGACCUCCUCAAGCACCCAACUGUGUCACAUGCAUUCAUGUUCACCUGUCUCUGUGUAUUUCACCAGGGAGAACACCCCCUGGGAGCACGUCGCCUUCUCGAUUGGCUUACACCCAGGACACGUAUGACAUGUUUUAAGGGAAUCCUUCCAUGCUCCUUCCAGGGGAAGGUCCCAGCUUUGAAGGGUUGUUGGAAAUACCAAAUGACACAAGAAGGCCAUAAUGUACAAAAUACUUAUGUAUUUGUGAAGUUAUGACCGAAUUAAAUAUGAAACAUA